GCUGUGGGGAUUGAGAGUGUGGAGAACGAGGCUUGAGUGAUUGCUACAGCGCAGGAUGGCCCUGCAGGGAUUGGAGAUAAUCGCGGUGGCAGUGGUUAUUGUACUCUUCAUCGGAGUUCUCAAACAGUUUGGGAUACUGGAGCCCAUGUCUAUGGAAGACAACAGCGAAAUUGAUUUGGAGCUAUCAAAUGCGAGACAUCAGCCGGAGGGUCUUGAGGAGCUACAAGCACAGACCAAAUUUACCAAGAAAGAACUCCAGUCACUUUACAGGGGCUUCAAAAGUGAGUGCCCCAGUGGGAUGGUGGAUGAAGAAACAUUUAAAGCCAUUUAUUCACAAUUCUUCCCCCAAGGAGAUGCUACGACUUACGCACAUUUCCUGUUCAAUGCAUUUGAUGCGGACAAAAGAGGAGCAAUCCGGUUCGAGGAUUUUGUCAUCGGGUUGUCUUUGUUACUACGUGGAACUGUAAAUGAAAAGCUUAACUGGGCCUUCAACCUGUAUGAUAUCAACAGUGAUGGUUACAUCACAAAGGAGGAAAUGUUGGCUAUCAUUAAAUCUAUCUACGAUAUGAUGGGCAGAUACACGUACCCCAUUAUGCACGAAGAUGUUCCGUUUGAACACGUGGAAAGGUUCUUCCAGAAAAUGGACAGGAAUCAGGAUGGAGUGGUGACCAUCGAUGAGUUCCUGGAGACCUGCCAAAAGGAUGAAAACAUUAUGAAAUCAAUGCAACUCUUUGAGAAUGUUAUUUAGUUUAUCCUACACUGAACAGGAGAGCCGUGGUCAGGAAACUGAUUAAAAAAAAUAUUGAUCGUCAAGACAUACAAUUUUUUUAUACAGUGAGAAUCCAGAGGAUUAAGAGUGUGGAAAUUAUCUAAGAACUUUUUUUAAUUUAAAAUCUCCAGUCCGCAGCAAGAAGCGAUGUAAAGUACCUCUGUUAUCUCAAAGCUCUUUCAGCACAGUCUGACGAGCCAAGGACUGUUCCAAUAGACUCGGAGAUAUUUUUCCAAUGGAAAAUGGAUUUGGGGAAUUAUAUUAUAAACCUCUUCACAUUCCUGAAAGCGGAAUCCGAUACAGACUGCAGAGCCAUCUCCCAAACUAAAAGGGAUGAGAUUGAAGAGGAGGGACAGUUCCACCUUAAAUCCUUUUGCCUUACCAAUGGACUAUUUUCUCAAGACACUGCCCUAUCUAUCACUGUGCUCACGGUUUACUGAGACAACCUUGAAGAUGUGUGGCUUUAAUUAUGAUGGUGUAUUGGCAAUUCUUGUCAGUCUUGCUCAUCUCACAGGACUUUAGCUACAAUCUCAACUAGAACCAACGAGCAACACUCAACAACAACAAAUUACAUUCACACGGCGCCUUUCAU
Callorhinchus milii (elephant shark) is the source of this 1361-nucleotide messenger RNA. RefSeq names its product calsenilin. The transcript has 8 exons. Gene Ontology annotation, molecular function: calcium ion binding; DNA-binding transcription repressor activity, RNA polymerase II-specific; potassium channel regulator activity. Gene Ontology annotation, biological process: negative regulation of transcription by RNA polymerase II; regulation of potassium ion transmembrane transport. The coding region runs from base 56 to 748 and encodes 230 amino acids. The record is from RefSeq and is a predicted model, not a curated record. Gene Ontology annotation, cellular component: voltage-gated potassium channel complex; nucleus. NCBI's taxonomy places the organism in Eukaryota, Metazoa, Chordata, Chondrichthyes, Chimaeriformes, Callorhinchidae.